This is a messenger RNA of Erpetoichthys calabaricus (reedfish), 1413 nucleotides long. RefSeq names its product apolipoprotein A-IV-like. Gene Ontology annotation, molecular function: lipid binding. The record is from RefSeq and is a predicted model, not a curated record. Bases 65 to 1147 code for a protein of 360 amino acids. Gene Ontology annotation, cellular component: extracellular region. Gene Ontology annotation, biological process: lipid transport; lipoprotein metabolic process. Lineage: Eukaryota; Metazoa; Chordata; Cladistia; Polypteriformes; Polypteridae. The transcript is spliced from 4 exons.
AGUGUUGCGCGCGCAGGUGAGUGCUACCACUCCAGGUCGUCGAGCUGCUGGUCUUUUUAACAAAAUGGAAAAAAUGUUUGUCAAGUUUGGAUUCUGCUUUCUUUCCCUGGCUCUCACAACAGGAUAUCCAGCUUAUUACAGCCCUGAAAUGGUUGACAGGGAUGAAAUACGGGGUUAUUUUAGUGACAUAAGUAACCAGGCUGAAGAGAAAAAUGAUAAGACUCCAUCUUCAGAAACAUUUAAGACAGAAUAUGGUGUAUGGAAAUCAAGCCUUGAAAACCUAAAUCUGUACAAGGAACAUAUCCAUCAAAGGCUGACACCUUUCACUAUUGAGCUCCACAACAAGUUGAUUUUAGACUCUGACAAGCUGCGUGCACAGAUAUCCAAGGAACUACGUGAACUUCAGGAGAAACUGUUUCCAUAUGUUGAUAAUGUUCACCAGAAAAUAUCACAAAAUGUUGCUGAAAUCCAGGAUCAUCUCACACCAUAUGUUAGUAAACUGAACACUGUUAUAAACCAGAAUGGUGAAGACAUUUGCAAGCAGUUCAACCUCUAUACCAAGGAACUAGAGAGCACAUUGCAAGAAGAAUACCACACAAAACUCCCUGGCAACAAUGAGGUUCUCCAGGGGAUUGUUCAAAUCAUAGAGAACAGCUAUCUAAGAGUAAAUCCUGUUUUUGAAGAGUUUAAGGAGAAAGCCAAACAGGCUUUUGCAGAAGCAAGAGAACAUGUCAUUUUCAGCAAUGAGGAUGAUCAUAAAGAAGUAGAAAGACAUACUGAUGAAUUGUUUCACCAGCUUGUGGAAAACUUGGAAGAUCUAAAAACGAAUGUUCAGAGAGGAAUGUCAACUACAUAUAUGUUUGCUUCGGAAGUCAAUAUAAAAAACAGAGAGAGUUCUGGUCAGCCUAACAGCAUUUACAAUGAUGGUGUUCUAAGGCUGAAAAGGGAGAAAAUAACCGAGUUCUGUGAAAAUUACUCAAAAUAUACUGAGCAGUUCAGGCAGAGGAUUGAGGAAAACUUUACUGAGUUGAAAUAUGGAAGAUCUCCUUAUUUUACUAAAGCAAAGGAAAAUGUACAUGCCUUACAAGGAGAUUUUUCUGCAAAGCUGAGUUCCUUAUUAGAUGACAUCCACCAAAACCUAAACUGAAACCAAUCUCAGGACUAUGUAAACAAAUCUCCGCAAUGAGCAAUUGUUUGUAUUUUCUUUUUGAUGCACUUAAGUAAAUUGGUAAACGCCAAUAAGUUGCAGGUCAAUUGCAUUUGAUUUCCUUAUUACUUCAUUUCUUCAGUUUCUUUUGUAUGUUUUGUAUUGUUGUACAUAAUAUAUUUAUUACAUUCCAUAUUUGCUUUAUGCAUUCAUGAAAGACGUUUGAGAAUUUUUGGGGUUAAUAAACAUUGGGAUUUUUAUUACAA